Perca fluviatilis (European perch) is the source of this 1672-nucleotide messenger RNA. RefSeq names its product trace amine-associated receptor 13c-like. Lineage: Eukaryota; Metazoa; Chordata; Actinopteri; Perciformes; Percidae. Gene Ontology annotation, biological process: G protein-coupled receptor signaling pathway. Gene Ontology annotation, molecular function: trace-amine receptor activity. Gene Ontology annotation, cellular component: membrane. The transcript is spliced from 2 exons. Bases 1 to 993 code for a protein of 330 amino acids. The record is from RefSeq and is a predicted model, not a curated record.
AUGGAGACACAGGUCGGAGAGGAGCUCUGCUUUCCACAACUCUUCAACACAUCCUGCAGGAAGCUGACGUCUCCUUUGUUUGAAGUGAUGCUCAUUCACAUUUUGCUUUCCUCCAUCUCUCUGCUCACUGUAGCUCUCAACCUGCUCGUCAUCAUCUCAGUCUCCCACUUCAGGCACCUCCACACACCCACCAACAUCCUCCUCCUCUCUCUGGCUGUCUCAGACUUUCUCGUGGGCCUCCUGCUGAUACCCGGAGCAAUCCUGCAAAAAACAUCCUGCUGGUUUCUUGGUGAUUUUUUGUGUUCUCUGUAUUCUUAUCUAGAACUUAUCAUUAUUUCUUCCUCAGUAGGUGACAUGGUGCUCAUAUCAGUUGACCGUUAUGUGGCUAUUUGUGACCCUCUGCAUUACACCACCAGAAUCACCAUGGAUAGAGUUAAAUUAUGUGUCUAUCUGUGUUGGCUCUGUUGUGUUUCCUACAGCCUUCUCUUUACAAAGGGUUUCCCGACUCAACCAGACAGGUAUAUUCCGUGUUACGGAGAAUGUGUGUUGGUGGUUGGCUAUAUUGCAGGGAUUGUGGACCUUGUUUUGACCUUUAUUGUUCCAGUUACUGUCAUCGUAGCUCUGUAUCUGAGAAUAUUUGUCGUGGCUGUGUCUCAGGCUCGUGCCAUGCGCUCUCACAUUACAGCUGUCACACUCCAGAUUUCAGUGACUUCAAAGGCAAAGAAAUCAGAGCUGAAAGCAGCCAGGACUCUCGGUGUUCUUGUAGUUGUGUUUCUAAUUUGUUUCAGCCCAUAUUACUGCAUUUCUCUUGCAGCUGACAACUUGCUCACGGCCUCAUAUGCAUCCUUUAUGGUCCCAAUGUUUUAUUUUUUAAACUCUUGUCUAAACCCUGUGAUCUAUGCCUUUUUCUACCCCUGGUUUAGAAAAGCAGUUAAACUCAUUGUUACUCUUCAGAUAUUGCAGCCUGGCUCCUCUGAGGCCAACAUACUGUAGAGAGGCUGUGGAGGGACUGAGAUCAGACUUGGAAUGAAUAUGUUCCUGCUGUUCAGUGAGUAAAUUAUUAAAUUUGAAUUUCAAUACAGAAAUUGAAAGGCCUGUGCUUCAGCUUUUGCUUUUUGUGUAUUUUUCCUCUCUGAUGCUGCUGCAUUUUAGGAGUCAUAAGCACCAUAUACUGUUUCUUUUUUCCCCAGGAACCAUAUUCUUUGUGAUAAGAAACAUGUUAACCCAAAAGAACAAAAGGGCUACUAAAGCUUUGUAUUUAUGUUACUAUGUUUGACCAAAGCAUCUUCUCUGUGAUUUGCGUCCACUUUCUUGGACAGGCCUGCUGGGCUCCUGUUCCACAGAGAAAAAAGAUGCCCCUGAAUAGCCACACUUUCAUGUAUUUGUAUGUUUCCACUAUAGAAAAAUAUCAACUAUUGUGUUUCAAAUUAAACUGUCCACACAAAAACAUCAUGUUCUCUUUCAGCUAAGGGACAAAAGCUGCUUUAAUCAUUUCAGUGCAGUGCCAUUCAUAUUUGAUCCCCUGUAUAUCUUCUCUCUAUGACACACAUAUUGAAAGCAGUAUGAAGUCCUUUUGGCAAAAAGUUUAACAACAGCUAAUUUGAAAAGAUAAUAUUUUAUAGAUUAUCUAUCCUUCAGCGGAUAAUUGCAGUUACAUUUCCAGAGAAACAUG